Salvelinus fontinalis (brook trout) is the source of this 4001-nucleotide messenger RNA. RefSeq names its product DNA-binding protein SATB2-like. The transcript is spliced from 13 exons. The record is from RefSeq and is a predicted model, not a curated record. Gene Ontology annotation, molecular function: DNA-binding transcription factor activity, RNA polymerase II-specific; RNA polymerase II cis-regulatory region sequence-specific DNA binding. NCBI's taxonomy places the organism in Eukaryota, Metazoa, Chordata, Actinopteri, Salmoniformes, Salmonidae. Bases 239 to 3019 code for a protein of 926 amino acids. Gene Ontology annotation, biological process: regulation of transcription by RNA polymerase II; chromatin remodeling.
CAUUGUCUACCCUUGUCACCCAUCCUCCGCUUUCUCUCGGACUCGCUCGGAGAACGAAGUUGUGUCCAGCCCACCGACCCUAGCCGAUUUCCGCCCGUCGUUGAUCCGACGCAGCCCAACCCUGGAUUCAAUACUUUUAAUCAAUGGACAGAGCCUCCUCAACGGCCAGCAGAGGUACAGACACUCCAUAAGCAGCCCUUACCCUCUGGCAUUAGCUCCCCCUGGUGGUUGGAGGGGGAUGGAGCGCAGUGGUGGGGAGAGCCCCCGCAUGCAGGACAGUCCUGAGCGGGAGCGGCGGGGGGGCAGCCCGGACCUCAGCGGACCCCCGCCAGGGAAGAUGGGGCGUCUGGAGCGCAACGGGAGCCCCACUGGGCCAUGUCUCCUACACCACAACGGCAACCCACACGGACCCCUGGGAGGUCUGAUGAUCCCAGUAUUCUGUGUGGUGGAGCAGGCAGGGCCUGGUGGGGGGAUGCAACGUGAGGAGGUGGAGAGGAGUGAGGGCCACAGAGAGGAGCAUGCUGAGUUUGUCCUGGUCAGGAAAGACAUCCUCUUCAACCAGCUGGUGGAGACGGCCCUGCAGGCCCUGGGGUACUCCCACAGCUCUGCUGCUCAGGCCCAGGGCAUCAUCAAGGUGGGUCAUUGGAACCCUCUGCCCAUCCACUUCCUAACAGACGCUCCUCAAGCCACAGUGGCUGACAUGCUGCUGGACGUCUAUCACAUGGUCACUCUCCACAUACAGCUACAGAGCUUUGCCAAGCUGGAGGAUCUUCCGUCAGAGCAGUGGAACCACGCCACGGUGAGGAACGCUCUUAAGGAGCUUCUCAAGGAGAUGAACCAAAGCACACUGGCUAAGGAGUGCCCUCUGUCACAGAGUAUGAUUUCCUCGAUAGUAAACAGCUCCUACUAUGCCAAUGUCUCCACUGCCAAAUGCCAGGAGUUUGGACGCUGGUACAAGAAGUAUAAGAAAAUCAAAGGAGAUUAUCAGGAGAAGAUGUGGCCAGGAAGAGAACAUUCUGAAAUCAAAGUGGAGAGAGACAGCCUGGCAGACUUCUAUGUCCUGGGCCAGCGUCCCCCUCCCCACCUGGCCAGCCUGGCCCAGCUCAGCCACCUCGGAGGGGGUGGAGGUGCUCUCCUCAAGGGUGGCUCCGGGGACCCCCAAAACCCCUCCCAACGCCCCCAACAACAACAACAAUCUCAACAACAACACCCCCCCUCUCCCCAUGGCCAGCACCACAACAGCCCCCCUCUACGUGGCCAGGUCCCCCCUCCCGGCCCUCCAACCUCCCUCCAACCUCUCCUCGGCCCAGGUGGGCUUCUCUCCCCCCAGCUCAGCCCUCAGCUGGUUCGACAGCAGCUAGCCAUGGCUCACCUCAUCAACCAGCAGCUAGCUGUUAGCCGCCUGCUAGCCCACCAGCACCCACAGACCCUCAACCAGCACUUCCUCAACCACCCUCCCAUCCCUCGCCUCUCCAAGGCAGGAGCCCCUGGGGACCCUGGGAGCAACCAGUCUGCUGCGGAGGUCUCCAUUGAUAUCUACCAGCACGUCAGGGAUGAACUGAAGAGGGCCAGUGUCUCACAGGCUGUGUUCGCCCGCGUGGCCUUCAACAGAACACAGGGCCUGCUGUCGGAGAUCCUGCGGAAGGAGGAGGACCCUGGCUCUGCCUCUCAGUCCCUGCUGGUCAACCUCAAAGCCAUGCAGAACUUCCUCAUCCUCCCUGAGGGGGAGAGAGACCAUAUUUACCAGGAGGAGCGUGAGCGCAGCAUCAACCCCUCUGUUGGCCUGCCCCCUACCCCUACCUCCAGCCCCGGGGGCCCCCGCCUCUCUCAGGAUCUAUUUAGACCGACCAUCACUAACCAUGUCCCAUACCACCUCAUGCAGAAGGUGUGGGAGAGAGGUCUGGAUGAGCAGCUCACUCCUGAUGCCUGGGCUGCUCUCUGGAAGAACAAGACCAAAGCCUCCUCUGUGCCCAAGCCACCAGGCCCCAACCCAGACCUGCCCCUGAAGCUGGAGUCUCUGGUCAACAUCACGUCAGGUAUCUAUGAUGAGAUCCAGCAGGAGAUGAAGAGGGCCAAGGUGUCUCAGGCGCUGUUCGCCAAGGUGGCCGCCAACAAGAGCCAGGGCUGGCUGUGUGAAUUGCUGCGGUGGAAGGAGAACCCUAGCCCAGAGAACCGUACUCUGUGGGAGAACCUGUGUACCAUCCGGAGGUUCCUGACCCUGUCCAAGACAGAGAGGGACAUGGUGUAUGAAGAGGAGUCAAGGCACCACCACAGUGAGAGAGUCCACACUGUACUACACCUGCCCCAAGACCCACAGUUGUACUGUUUUUCUCACCAGGCGCUGCACAGGCAACCCCCACAGCCCCUGAAGCACCACUCCCCCAUGCGCGAGGACCCUGUGCCCGCCCAGGGUAAUGACGAAGGGUCACAGAACGUUGAAAGAGGUGGUGGCUGCACGGGCGGCCCAGGAGUCGGUGGUUGCACGGUCGUUAAGAAGCCUCGAUCACGCACUAAGAUAUCUCUAGAAGCCCUGGGCAUCCUACAGAGCUUCAUCCAGGACGUGGGUCUGUACCCGGACCAGGAAGCCAUCCAUACCCUGUCAGCCCAGCUGGACCUGCCCAAACACACCAUCAUCAAAUUCUUCCAGAACCAGCGCUACCAUGUCAAGCACCACGGCCGGCUGAAGGAGCUAGGGGAGGGGGCUGGCGGCGUGGACGUCAGCGAAUACAGAGACGAGGAGCUCCUCUCCAGCUCAGAGGACCCUGAGUCCAGUGAGGAUGGUCACGAGGAGAUGUACCCCACUACUGAGAGGGAAGGAGGGGAGAGAGAGAGCAACACAGCAGGGUCAGCCCCUUCCCUGGCCCCAGCCCCAGGCGAGUCUUCAGGGACCAGCAAGGAAGCCAUGGAGGAGAGCAAGGACAAGGGCCAUUCUCAUGGUCUGGGUGGGGGCCGAGCCAGCUCCCUGCCCCCUAGUAGCUCCUCAUCCAGUCCCAGAGAACAGGCUGACUUCCAGAGAUAGAGACCCAGAGACUAGAUAAGACACUGGAAGAGACGGGCGGAGACAGAGAGACACGAGAGACAGAGAGACACGAGAGACAAAGAGACACAAGAGAGAGAGAGAGAUACAAGGGGAAUCGAAUGGGAACAAAACACUGGGAGAGGGGAAGAGAGGCAUAGAUGAGACAAUGAGAGACUCACUGACACACACACACACACACAAUAUACAGACAAGGGAUCCUAAGGAGGGCUCGUCAAAGUGGGAUAUCAGUGAAAAUACAAUUUGUUACCUCAGCAACAGGGAUAUGCCAUGAAACAGCAGCCAUGUGGAACAGUUAGAAUAGUAUGUUCACUGAACCAAUAGACAGAGAGAAAACCAAACAUACACACACACAUCUCACCCCUGUCCACAAGAGGAACUCGCCACAUCAACACCACUCUUGAAUUGAGCCAAUCCCAAAAUUCAGCUUCACCCAAGAGGACCGGCUCUCAUCUGCUCUGUCCAAUGACUACUCUCCCUAGUGUCUCAACCACACCCACAUGCUGAGUACUUGUCCUUAUUUCGAUGUUGGGUCUUGAGUCAGAUCCCUAACUGACACUCAUAGACUGAAUACUGGGGGCCUGCUCAGACCUUCAUCAUCCUAUGGUCCCUCAGCUCCAGAUCUACAGCACAUAACUGGCUGUUGUGGCUGUCCUCCAACUCCUCCCCCUCUCCGCCCCUCCAUGAAAGGACCAUUCUGGUCUUUGACAGCGUUGACAGUUUGAGUGGGUGGUUGGAUAGUGGAUGGGUGUUGGGUGGAGGUAGGAACAGUGGUAUGGGGGAAUUCACCAAUGAUAAACAAAUAUGGUUUAAGUCCAGAAUGGAAGCUUAUGGUAUUUUUUUGAAGUUGGAAUCGCCCCUCCCAUCCAGCUCCCGUUGCCAACCCUCAAUGGUGCAACAACAUCCCUAUGCGAUGGACCAGACCAUCCCUCUAACGCCAUGCCCCCUACCCCCUGCCCCCUAC